This is a messenger RNA of Cottoperca gobio, 2831 nucleotides long. It is a transcript of the gene bhlhe40, whose product is annotated as basic helix-loop-helix family, member e40. The transcript has 5 exons. Gene Ontology annotation, biological process: regulation of DNA-templated transcription. Lineage: Eukaryota; Metazoa; Chordata; Actinopteri; Perciformes; Bovichtidae. Gene Ontology annotation, molecular function: DNA binding; protein dimerization activity. The record is from RefSeq and is a predicted model, not a curated record. The coding region runs from base 350 to 1561 and encodes 403 amino acids.
CAUGUGACGGUGUCGAGUCUGUGUCUCCAGCCGAGAGACGUGCCUGCAGUCACAGGGUUUAUUUAACACGUAGUCAAAACCCACCCAUCUCUACGCUCACACAUUCAGCCGGGCGUGGAGCUUCCCUAGACAUACUACUGAGUCCGGACCUCAGGGUGACAACACUGCGCAGUGUCCAACUCCAGCUCACAGCGGGAACACACUCGCACACUGGAUACAAGGAGAUACUUUUGUCUUUAUUCUCUUUUUGUAUGUUUUUCUCUCAUUUUGAAGCUCGACUGCAGAGAAACAUUUGGAACGUUUUGAAGGCUUUUUGAAGUAAUUUCUUCGGCUUUCACAUUGAAGCAAUAUGGAGAGGAUUACCAGCGCGCAACCACCUCCCUGUGUGCCAAAACACCCAUCACUGGAUAUAGCUGACAUGCAAGGAAUCGAUUUUCCAAUAUAUGUGUACAAACCCAGGAGGGGCAUGAAGCGUGGGGAUGAGAACAAGGAGACCUACAAGUUGCCACACCGACUCAUCGAGAAGAAAAGACGUGACAGAAUCAACGAAUGCAUUGCCCAGCUGAAGGAUUUGUUGCCAGAACAUCUUAAGCUUACAACGCUGGGUCAUUUGGAGAAAGCUGUGGUGCUGGAACUCACUCUCAAGCAUGUGAAAUCCCUAAGUGGCCUCCUGGAGCAGCAGCAGCAGAAAAUAAUCGCGCUACAGAACGACCUGCAAAUCAGCGAUCAUGGAGGUGACAGUGCGGAGAGCAGCGAGGAGAUGUUUCGCUCAGGCUUCCACUUGUGUGCAAAAGAGGUCCUCCACUAUCUGGCCAGCCAAGAGAGCAGCAGGGACUUGACUCCUUCCCAUGUCAUCAGCCACAUCCAGAAGGUAGCGGCCGAAGUCCUGCACCAUCAAAGCAGCCUGCACCCGCACGAGUCCAUUCCUCAAGCUUCGGAGAAACUGAAGAAACCCGUGGGGGAGCCCCAAAGGGUGUCUGAGGGCUCAGCUAAGAAUUGCGUUCCCGUCAUUCAAAGGACUUACCCUCAUGCAAUGGGGGAGCAGAGCGGCAGUGACACAGACACUGACAGCGGCUAUGGGGGAGAACAUGACAAGCGUGACCCCAAAGCCCAGUGGUCAGAGAGGCACGCAAAGGAGGGGGAGCGCAAGCAUGUUGCGUCUGAGAUGACGGCUGGUGCCAUCAAGCAGGAGGGCGAUCAGCCACGUGCCAAGAAGUCGAGGUCAGACUCAUCAGAGGACGAGGUGCUCUCCAGUCACGUGGCAGGAGGCACCGGUAGCUACAUGAGCUUCUCCCCCAACCAGCCCCCCUUUUGUCUCCCCUUCUACCUCAUCCCCCCUGCAGCUGCAGCAGCGGCAGCCUAUCUGCCCAUGCUGGAGAAAUGCUGGUACCCCGGGGGAAUGCCGGUUAUGUACCCGGGGAUGAGCGGCUCUGUGGCGGGCAUGAACCCAGAAACCUCCUCUCUGGGGAGGGCAGGAUCUCCAUUAUCCUACCAAGACUCCCCUGCUCUUCACAAAGCUUUAAAGCUGAUCUCCCCAUUGAACUUGGAAACCAAAGACUGAGCAGAUGUGUUUCUGUUGGAAUCUUGCCCUCUGAAUGUCGAAGGGGUUCAAUGGUUGACCCGCAAAAAAUAAAAGGGCAAUCAAACACACUGGUAUCCCUUCAAACCCACAGCCGUUGUUUGGCAGAACAUUGACCCCAGAACCCAAAUGGUCUCCAUAGUCUAUCAUCAACUCGCACUCUGAAGCAGGACUUUUAGAAGCAACUUGGAGUGCCCACGUGAAGGCUCAUAGAUCUCCUGUAAACACUGUGAAGAUGAUUAGUUUAAAGACGAUGAGUGCACAAGUUUUUUUGUAAGGUUUGUCUACUCCGCACUCGGUGUUGAAUGUCCGAAGUAAACACAGAAUGUAAGGCACAGAUAACCCCCCCCCCCCCCCGAUAUUAUUUGGACCUACUUUUUUUGCAUACACACCACUCUAUAAUGAAUGUAAAGAUUGAACAAAAAGCCCCUUGUAGAUGCUGCUUGAAUUAUUGUAGAUUACCUGCUGUAGAUCUGUGAAUGGAGGAUCUACCUUCAGGGUUUGUCGCUCCUGUAACUUGCAACAAACCACUGAUUAGACUAGAAUGUUACCAAAACAAAAUGUUGACAAGAGACGUCACAAAAGACAUUACUUCUUUUGACCCUUCACAUCCCUUGCAGCUAAAUGAACAGUGUUGCCGUUGUUCAGAGAAUUCAGGGUGUUGUCACUGUACGAGGUGCGUCACUCAUGUCUGUUUAAAAGUGAUGUGGCCAUGCGCGCUUUUACGAUUUAAUUUGUAACUCAUGACUAUUUGUGCAUCUAGAUGGAGUUCCUGUGAAGUGAUGUCUUGUUAAUUAUUUUUGUUUAUACUACUCGUACAUCUCUAUUUUUGAUACGUGACCCACUGAGUGUAUUUGCAUCGCUACCAGAGGAAGGUUGAGGUAGACAUUUGCUGUAUGCCAAGAGAACGUGUGCAGUAUAUAGCAUUGUGCUAAACCGGAUUUUUUGCAACUUGCCCACAAAUUCCCGGUCAAGUUAAGGCCUGAUCUUUGUUCAUGCUGUUGCCUUUACUUGUGUAACGCAGACACAACGACAGCAGGCGUUUAUAUGUAUUUUUGCUUUAAAUGUUUUGUCUGUGGCAAAGAGAGUGAAUGUGAAGCUCAAACAAAAAUAAUAGUUUUGUAUAGAAAGAGGUACUUUGGGAUUUUUAUUUUGACAUGUAACAAAAGGUUGUUUGUUGUACAUAUUUUGUAUAUAAAGUAUUAUUGAUAUAUAUUAAAAUAUUAAUAAAGCUUUUUUUCUCCCUGUGGAA